AGGCUAUUAGGAACAACAGCUAUUUCCUUCUCUCCAGCGCGCUCCUACUGGACAUAGUAGCCCAAGAGAAGAGCAUCUCCUUUCUCAGUGUAGGACCAAGACAAAGCAAAGUCACAUUUUUCCAAACCGGAGGCUCCUUGAUAAGCAGACAUGUCCCUGGCGCUUAUUGUGUCACUUGUGCUGGUUGCUUGUCAUCCAGGAAAAGCGUCCGUUCUCCGUCAUUCACCAGAAGAACCAGCGGAUGCUCAAUCUGCGCCAAUUAUCAGGACAAAUAGAUGCCUGGGAGAUCCACUGCAGAGCGUCCGCAAGGUCAUACUGGAUUCUCUGAAUCUACAGACCGAGCCUCACGUGUCCGUUCCUGGAAUGGCUCAGAUUCGAGAGCAGUGGAGAAACGUAUUCAGAGGCACCAGCGACUCAAGCCCCGUAGAGCAACACGCAGAGGACACCACACCACCAUCAUCAUCAUCCAGUUCUGGGAAUUCAACACACCUCCAAUGUUGCAAGUUUGCCUCCCAGGUUUUCAUAAAAGAUCUGGGCUGGGAUAAGUGGAUCAUUUACCCGGAGAGCUUCACCUUCGUCCAGUGCAGUGUGUGUGACCCACAGCAGAAUCAGCGCACGUUUAAUUGCAGAGAUGAUGACCCCUCGACUCUGGAUCCUAACUCACAGAAGCCGUGCUGUGAGGUCACCUCACUUGACACCGUGCCCUUCCUGUACCUGGACGAAACAAGCGCCCUUGUUAUCAGCUCCGUCCCCCUGACCCGCGAGUGUGGCUGCAGCCAUGGUGAUGACAGCCAGGCCCUUCAACCGUGAUAAACAACACCUCGAGUACAAAUGCCUCCCCCUACCUCUUUACGUCACACAGGUCUGUCACCGUCAUCAUCACGUACCGAUCGGGACAGCUUCCAUGUGGGUUUAUAAAAGCAACCACCUUUGCAUCUUUACUCACUGCUUGAUGCUGCUGGGAGGUCUACCAUAAUGCACACUGUAAAUAUUGUUGAUUUUGCAGGUGUUAAGAGCACACUGAGGACUGGCCACACUGAAUUCCACAAGACCAAAACUGAGCAGCUCUUAAUUAUUACCUUCAUUUUUAAUAGACAAAAUGUCUGAUGUUCAGUGGAGAUUCGCAGUGGUCUUUCACUGAACAUUCAUGCACUUUGAGUCAAGGUUAAGUUGAAAUAAUAAAUCUCACUGAAAGUUUUAUUGACAUGACUAUUUUAUAGCUUCAUAGCUGGAGUCUGGAAAGGGAUUAGAUAAUAGCUACUGGGUGUUCCUCACAAAAAUGUGGGCACUGCAGCAAGCCUAACCAUGCCAGACGUUUCCCAGUCCAGGCCUCCUGGGUUAUUUAAACAGCAUAAACAUGUUAACAUCGAGGAGCUGACUUUCAGCAAGAAGAAGUAGCCCUUAUUCCUAAACUAUAAGUGCAUAUUUUGUAUUCAUGGCUUUUCGCCGUCAUUUCAAGGCUGGCAUUCAGGCGCAGCUGUGCCCCAGUGUUAUUGAGCUAUUUUGUUCUUCUUAGAAAAGGAGCACAGUUAGGACAUUUUGAUUACUUAGUAUAUUUGUGAGGAUGUAGUAGGUCCAUUUUGUGCCAUACAUGAGAUUAAAGCUGUUUAAACUAUUGAACAUUAUUUUGUUCUUCAGUGUGUCCAAUAUCUGAAAUCCUAUUUAUGAGACGUAUUAUCUAUUGUCCCAGUCCACUAAUUUCACCCUUUUUGUAAUUAUAUUGUCUACUGACAGAACACUUUCUGCACUUAUUUACACUGUCUUGCUGUGUAUUUCCUGAAUGGUUACACCUAUCAUGCUUUUUUUUGUCCUUAGACAUUUAAUGCACAUGUAAGUGCAGGACAUGCAAGGUUUUUUUAAUCACCAAACCAAUAUCUAGACCAGUAUUAUUUUACAUUAGAUGUGUGUAUCAUGUAUUUCAUUAAAUAAAAGCUUCAUAAAAAAAAAAGUAAUUUUUUUCAGUGUUAUUGAUGCAUUCAUUCAGAAGCAUACGCAUAGAAAUACAACUUUGCCUUACCUUUGUUUUGCUAAAUCAUCCAGUGACAGGAAGGGUACCUAUUAACAAGCGAAUAGAAAAUACUACUAUAUGAUUGGUUGGAUACAGAAAUGUUCUCUAUGUUCUCAAAUAGAGUUUUUCUUAGUGCCCAAAGUUUGUGUCCCGUGUUCAUUGGCCUUUGAAACUUCAGUCACACUUUUUUUUCCCUGAAGGGUGAGUUCAGUUCAGAGGUUUAUUUAAAUAACUUUGGUCAUCCUCUCUAGUCUGUUGACUGAAAUACUGCAGACUAUUUUGUUUCAAUAUCUUUGGCUUUCCAGGCAGCUUUUUUUCCUGGCACAUCUCUGUAAAACACGCCUCACAUUUAUAUCAUUCAGAAUUGCAGCUCAUUGGGCACUCAAGAUCUCUGCCACUGCUGCUUUCUCUCUCUCUCUCUCUCUCUCUCUCUCUCUCUCUCUCUCGUCUUUCUUUAUUUUCUCCCCUCCAUCUUGCAGGACGUUUGGUAUAAAACAAAAACAAAAUGGUCUCAGCAGCGUUCAGCCAUCCAAGCUGAGUGAGUUAAACAGGUGGGGAAGGAAAAAAAGAGGUAAAAUCGACACACAAGCAGGAAGCCAAGACCAGCAGGAGAAGUGAGAAGUGGUGUAUCUCUGGAACGAAAUGGCGUAUGUCAGCUCUUUCUGGCUGCAGUGGGGAAUGGUGUGUUCUGUGUUUGCGUUGGUGUUUGCUCAAGACAGCUUGUGGGACUGCAGUGACAGGGAUGACAUUCUCAGGGACGUGCCUGCCGAGGUGAACACACCGUCUGAUUGCACUCUCGACUGCACAGCGCGGACUUACAGGGCUGUUUUGGAGCUGCAGAACAGACUUACUAUUCGCUUCACAGACUCACAUGCGGGUGAUCUGGAGGAGUAUUGCUGGUCCACCCGGAUAAAAUGCAGCCCUGGCCAACGUCUGCAGAGCGCGUUUAUCCUCCUACCUGUGGACUUAUCUGUAGUGGAUAGAGAAACCCUCAGACUUCAGAUCAACUCAGAGACUAAUGGAGCAACUCUGCACCAACACACCGAGUACUCUCUUUUCCCAUCUGAGUGUGGCCUUCGCUUCGAUGUCACGGAGCACAUAGCUGCAAAAGAGCGCCAGGCAAACCUCUGUGUAAAAAUAAUAGCUCAGGAGCAAAGCACCCUGGGAAGAGGGCUAAUGUGUCCGCCGUUCCUGGUCACGACCUGGGAGAAAUGGAAUCAAGGAUAAACGUGACGAAUCCAUUUUCGCUGUCAUAUCUGCCAUCAGUUAUUGCUAUAUGUAACAUAAGAUCUGAUGCACAGCCAUCAGCAAUCACGAUCUAUUAGCUAAGAGAGCACCAUGAGCACUUGCUUUGUACAUAUACAUUUAAUUAACUGUUAUAUUGCCUAAUAUCAGAAGGCAUUAUGUUAUGUAUGUCCAGCAUAAACUCUACAACUUCAAGUGGAUUAUAUUUUAUGGAGAUACAUUGCAUUAAUACAUGAAAUGAAAUUCAGAAUGUGUAGCAAAGCUACAUUCAUACGUAUCUACAUAUCAGUGCUACAUAUCUUUACUUUUCUACGGAAUACCUGCCACGUCCAAAGGCCAAGAAAAUCUCAAACCUUUAUGGAUUAGGAGACAACGAUCGAGGAAAAUAAAUGAACUGACUGCAAGACCUCUUAUUUGCAUUGUGUGUGUGUGUGUUUUUUUACAGCAGUGUAUUUUUUUAAUGUGAGAAGUAAUGCAUAUUGUUCUGAAAGAUAUUCUUCUGUUCAUGCAUUCUUAUUCCCAGUUAGUUUGCUGUUCUUAAUUGAGUUGGUUUAUUGUGGAAAAAUUAAGGUUUAAGGAAAAGGUUAUUUCUGUUUUAUUUUUAACAUGCAGUUAUGUGAAGAUAUUUUCUUAUUACUUAUUGUGUCUAUAAUCUGUAAUGUACUCUUUUUCUGGCAGUCCAAAUCACAAUAAAUAAGUCUGUACCAUUA
This is a messenger RNA of Pangasianodon hypophthalmus (striped catfish), 3963 nucleotides long. It is a transcript of the gene gsdf, whose product is annotated as gonadal somatic cell derived factor. Gene Ontology annotation, molecular function: growth factor activity; cytokine activity. NCBI's taxonomy places the organism in Eukaryota, Metazoa, Chordata, Actinopteri, Siluriformes, Pangasiidae. The transcript is spliced from 6 exons. The record is from RefSeq and is a predicted model, not a curated record. The coding region runs from base 151 to 810 and encodes 219 amino acids. Gene Ontology annotation, cellular component: extracellular region. Gene Ontology annotation, biological process: BMP signaling pathway; SMAD protein signal transduction.